AUGGCUCGAUAUUCUCAGUUUGAUUUCUACCAGCAGUCCCCCUCAACAGUAGGCGUGCCCCCUUCCGAAGAGGAUGAGAUGAGUGUACUAGACGACAAGAUCCUCGACCCCUCGCCCGACCUCGACCACCGCCGCUCUUCUUAUGAUACACAAGACGCUCUCUCACAUCGAGAUUCUGUCUGGUCCAACUACUCUCACUCAGGCCCAAAUCAGUCUCGUCCCACAUCACAUUUGGGUCAAACCAUGCUGGAUUCAUCCGGUGCUUUCAUGGCUGUCGACGGUCCGCACUCGACCUCCUACGCCCAAUCCUCGUGGCCUCUGUCUCGCACGGAAUCCGGGUCAUGUACACCGACCGCUGGCUACGAGCAGUAUCCUGCCGAGGGAGACAGCAGUUCGGCGCCAUUUGCGGGGGGUGCUGUGGGACCUGUCAGCUCCAUGCCCAUGAACCCCAUGUCUUAUCGAGGCGGCAUGGCUCAGGGCUGGAUGCCGGCGCCCAUGGAUCUGGCUGAUGCGGCUGCCCAGUCGACGAAGAGCCCGACCUACCGGAACGGCUCGCCGUUGAUGGUUCGACGGGAUGGCAUUCGGAAGAAGAAUGCUCGCUUUGAGAUUCCAGCUGAGCGGACGUUGAGCAACAUCGACCAUCUAAUUAACCAGUCGACCAACGAGGAAGAGAUCAAGGAGCUCAAGCAGCAGAAGCGGCUGUUGCGGAAUCGGCAAGCAGCACUGGACUCUCGUCAACGCAAGAAGCUGCACACCGAAAAGCUCGAGGAAGAAAAAAAGCACUUUACACAGACCAUCGGAGAUCUGGAAGAUGCGCUGCAGAACAUGAAGAUCAGGGAGGCUGAGCUCAUGCGCGAGAAGAGCGAGUGGAUCGCCGCCCAGCAGCAGAUCAACCAGUACCUCGAGGGCUUGCACAUGGAGAAGGAUGAGAUGAUUCGUGUGCACACGCUGGAGACAGCGGAGCUGCGCAAGAAGAACAACAUUCUGAUCGAGACUGUGGAGAAGCUAGAGCGGGGCGCCAAACCGGCUGUUCCCGACAACCUCGCCGGCGAUUUCUCGGGCUUCGAGAAUCUGGGUAUGGACGGCAAUCCAUGGGACGAUUUCGCCAUGCCAAACGGACUGCCGCUGCACUCUGAAUCUCUGCCUGCUUCCUCGACCGCUGUUCAGCCCCAGCCGCUUCGACAGGCGAACGGGAACCCCGAGAAGCCCAACCCCGCUGUCGCAUCGGACUGUCCCUUCAGCUGGAAUGCCUUCUAUAUGUGCCUUCUCUUCGGGGCCUUCAUCGCUUCCAACAGCACCUCGCUGCCCGGUCGCUCACUUCCUCAAAUGUCCGAGGAGUACCGCGCCGAGUCAGCUAACGUGUUAAAAGCGGUUCUGGCCUCCUCGCCACCGGAAAUGGCCCAACCAAGCCACAACGCAGCUGUGUCUGCGUCCGCAACUGGGUCUGCCCAGCCGACUACCAUUACCGGCAUGGAGAUGGUGCAGAUGGGCUCGGGACCGACCGCGUCCUCGGCGCUGGACGAGCUGCACGACACUUUGGUGAUGCCGACCGAAGACCAGCAGCGUGAACAGGUCUUCUCGCUGAAUGCUGAGCAGUACAACUCGCUGACCACUUUCGAUGACCAUGGUGCCGGCCUCAAGCCCCAGCAGCCGUCGAAUCUGCAGCAGGCGCUGGCGGCGAUGCGCAACACUGCAGCACAGCAUCGCAUACAGGCUGCCUCGACCUCUGACGUUUACACCAGAUCGCUGAUGUGGGACCGCGUCCCGCAGAAGGUGAUCCGUGAUUUCCGUCGCAUGGUGCAGGAAUACGGCGCUAGUCCGAUGAAAGAUGCCACGGCGGGCUUUCAGGCGGUUUAA
Messenger RNA from Penicillium alfredii, 1857 nucleotides. RefSeq names its product putative bZIP transcription factor. The transcript has 3 exons. NCBI's taxonomy places the organism in Eukaryota, Fungi, Ascomycota, Eurotiomycetes, Eurotiales, Aspergillaceae. The record is from RefSeq and is a predicted model, not a curated record. Gene Ontology annotation, molecular function: DNA-binding transcription factor activity. Gene Ontology annotation, biological process: regulation of DNA-templated transcription. The coding region runs from base 1 to 1857 and encodes 618 amino acids.